Messenger RNA from Daphnia carinata, 1022 nucleotides. Its product is annotated as histidine-rich protein PFHRP-II-like. The transcript is spliced from 2 exons. The record is from RefSeq and is a predicted model, not a curated record. Lineage: Eukaryota; Metazoa; Arthropoda; Branchiopoda; Diplostraca; Daphniidae. Bases 129 to 713 code for a protein of 194 amino acids.
GGCAGCCGUAGAAUUUCAAUGAGUUGAAUGAUUCGUAUAUAAAAACCUCCACAACUAUUUGCAGUAUCAAACUCAUCCAGCUUCUUCUACCAGUAAGACAUUGUCAAUAUUAUCCUCUACAAGCCAAAAUGAUGAAGAAAACCAUCAUCUGCCUUUUAAUUGUCGUGGCGAUGGCCGCAGCAGCACCUAGCCAAGUGAAUGAUCAUGAAGACCAUUCUGCAGAGAAACAUGACGACAAGCCAGCCCAUCAUGAAGAACCAGCCCAUACUGCAGAACACCAUGCUGCCAGACGAUCAGCGGAUAAGGAUGAAGAUCAUUCUGCUGAGAAACAUACCUCAUCCAACGAUAAGGACGCUCAUCAUGAACACUCAGCUGACGCCAAAGAGCACCACGCCAGCAAACGAUCCAACGAAAAGCACGAUGAGCAUUCAGCCGAAAAACACGAAAAUGAUUCUGCUGAAAAGCAUGACGAAUCUUCUGAAGCCAAGCCUAUCCAUCACGGAGAGUCAGCUCCAAAAUCAGAACACCACGCCAACAAACGGUCAGUUGAAUCAGUGGAAGCUAAGGCUGUUUCUCAUCAUGAAGAACCUGAACACGGUGCUGAAGCCCCCAAACUCGAACCAGCACAUCACGCUGAAAAGAUGGCCGAACCUGACGAUGACGAGGAAGCCGCCAAACCCGAACCGGCACAUCACGCAGAGCAUCACGCUUAACACAUGACUGAUCCUGUAUCAGAACAUGUGUCGGUGAAACAUUAAAUAGUUAUGUAUUUCACCUGGUAUUUAUUGACAUGUUUAAGCCUUAUAGUUAAAGUCAUUUGUUGGAAAUUAAGGCUGUGUAAAUUUAUCCUUAGGAUAAAAAUCCCUUUAUGAACUUCCAUUGGCUGAUUUAAUUCUUUCUAAUAGAAGAGCUCUAUGCUAAUUUCCUUUGUCCAGUGCUUGAAAACGUCUUUUUGUUCAGUAUCACUUGUGAAAAUUGCAACUGUAGCAUGACGAAAAAAAAUCUAUGCUGUAUCACACAAA